Messenger RNA from Macrosiphum euphorbiae (potato aphid), 5370 nucleotides. The record is from the annotation of a GenBank genome assembly. Lineage: Eukaryota; Metazoa; Arthropoda; Insecta; Hemiptera; Aphididae.
AUGUUUAGUAAAAAAGCACAGACGGACGUGAAGAAAUCCGCACACAAGAUAUUGGACCCGAAAAAAGACACAGCCACCAGAUUCAAACAUUUAAAAUUUUUAUUGGAUAACAGCGACGAAAAUGAAUCUAAACAUUUGUUCGAAAGCAACUACAGCAGUAUCUAUCAAAUAUUUUAUGAAAGUUUCAUUAGUGUUGAAGCCAAUUUGAAACAAAGAGUCACUAAAAUUCAUAGAGAUGAACUUGAUACUAUUCUAAUUAUCUUAGAAAAAGUACUAACAUUAUGUCCAGAAAUUGUAGCACAAAGAUGGCAAUGUCACAGUAUGUGUAUGAUCAUUACCAAACUAUUACAUCCCGAAAAUUCAUGGCGGUUGAGACGUGAUGGGAUCAAGUUUUUUAUUUUAUGGUAUCAAAUUUUGGGACAUAAUGCACCUGACUCAGUACAUGCAAUAUUUGCAACACUUGUACCUGGAUUCUCCAGUCCAAUACCCGAACAUCCCGGAUUGGCCGCACUCUGGAAUAACCAUUCAUCUUCUAUUAAUUUGAAUGAGAAUUUGUUGAGCCCAGUGGGUACUGUAGAAACUAAUCUUUUAUAUGCACCACAAAUGGGUGAAAAGCAGCCAGACGAUGUAGUCAAAUACUAUUUAGAAUCCCUUCUAGAAUUAAUGGUUAAUCAGGUUCCACGUAUAAUGUGGAAAGAUCUAAAAAACUGUCAAAGACGAUGUUUUAAUUAUUUGUUUGAAAAAUUCAAACAAUUUUAUUUACCUGCUAUUUUUCCGGAUUAUUCAACAGCUACUAACGUUUACAAACAAACAACAGACCUGCCAGAUUGUUCUAAUCAAAGCAGAAAUGAUACUAAUAGUAGUUGUCGAGUAUGUGUUAUAAAAUGGCUUGCUGGAUACACUCAAGAUAUUAAACAAAAACACUACCCAAAUAUUCCUUUAAUAUCAAAAUUCAUUGGGGACAAAGCUCAAUUAGUAGCUUUUGAAAUCGUCAGGGAUACUUUAUACAAAUCAAGAGAAAACGUAAAUUUAAUACAUGAAAUAUUUCGUCAGGCGUUUUUAUUGAAUUUUAGUUGGGCUAUGGCAAUAAGGAGAACUAUUGCUGUGUACAAAGAUUGGAUUCAAUUAAGUGUGUCUCAACAACCUCCUUUCAUGUUGGAUCCAGAAGGAACAAAUGCACAAAUGUCUGGUUUAGAUCAUAAUGCAGAAGAAAUUCCACCAGUUAAGUAUGAACCAAAAUAUGGUGAUAUUAGAGCAGGGUUUCAGAAUGUCAUUCAAUUAUUUAUGACAAAUGCACUACAUGUAUUUGUGGCCCAAAGUGGUACUGAGUAUCCAAUGUUGUUGGAAGAACAAGUGGAUACCUGCAAACGAGUUUUGAAUAUUUAUAGAUAUAUGGUCAUGCAUACAUAUAUGUCUUUAAAAACUUGGGAGCAAUUACUAAAUGUUCUGUUAAGAAUUACUACACUUGUUUUAAAUAAAAAACCACCGAGGCGAAAAGAAGACACUUUAUCUGGAAAAUUAGCUCCAGCAAUAUUUCAGACUUUGAUUGUAACUUGGAUAAAAGCUAAUUUAAAUGUACCUAUUUCUGAGAAAUUAUGGGAUCAGUUUCUAACAGUACUUUGUUCACUCACUCAAUGGGAAGAACUCAUAAGGGAAUGGUCGAAAACAUUAGAAACUCUAACAAGAGUAUUAGCCCGGCAUGUCUAUGGUCUGGACUUAGCUGAUUUGCCAUUAGAUCGUAUUUCGGAUAAAAAAUCAAGAAGAAAACGUGGAAGUACUACACUAAACUCUGCUUAUAAUAUGUGUAAUUUGUCACACACACGAGCAAAUCAACAACGAGGUUCAGUGACAGAUAAUCAAUCAGAUAAUACAAUCAAAAAACGAAAAUUUAUAAAACGGUCAAAUAGUGAUUCAGACAUAACAUACAGCUAUUUAUUUCAAAAAUAUAGUGAAACUGAUACGGUCUUCAAUAUUACAGAAACACCAACAACAGAUGACCUUAAGUAUAGCUGGAAGGAUGAAAAAUCAUCAAAGUGUUUGUUUAAUAUACGAAAAUGUCAUUCUUUAGAAAAUUUAACACAAUUAUUAAUGUUACGAAUGCGAGACACACAUUCAAGGUCCCCCUCUCCAGUACCUUCAACUGGUAUGGAAAGCAGCUUAUUUAAAGAAGCACACAUGCAAAUAGAAAUUAUGUCUUCUCAACAUCCUUCAUCAGAAAAAGUAACCAAUAAAAAGUCAGUUAUGUCUGGUGGUGAUGUAAGGGGAUGGACACCCGAUGUUGCUGCAAUACUAUGGCGUCGAAUGCUCAGUGCUCUUGGAGAUGUAAAUACUUUAGAAAAUCCAUUACUUCACGAACAAGUAUUUCAAUACUUACUGGACCUCAGCACAACUAUGACCAAAAUAUAUCAAAAUCAAGGUAUGGUAGAAGAAGAGACAUUUGUAUCUCUUGAACUAGUACCACCAAUUUCUGUGAUUUCACCUUGGUGUUUUCAGGCCCUGAAUUUACCAAAAGCUUACAGAAAUGGUAAACUUCAUGCAUAUAAAUUAUUGUGUCAGAUGACUUUGAAUAAUAGAGAUAUGCCUCAGGGACCAAAAUAUGUCACACAAUUUUUUAAAGUUCUACAUUAUGGUUUAACUUCUAGUGAUCAAGAAGUCGUCAAUACUAUAUUAAAAAAUACUGGUUCUGAAUUUUUUUCUCACCAACUUCCUGGUUUCACAUUACUUACAUUAGAUUUUGUACAUGCAUGCAAUGAAGUUCUUAGUGGAACAAACGUUGUCUUGGCUCCACGUGCUGAAGCCGUAUCUAUAUUAGGCUCUCUGUUAAGUUUUCCUUCAAACCUUACCAAAGUACCUUAUCUUAAACCAGAUUGUCAUCAAUUUGUUAUAACAUAUUGUCCCGAUAUAAAAGACACAGUUAUAACAAUUAUGUUGAAAGUAGCGAAAAGAGAACCAUCAGGACUAGCAAGAUGUAUUUCUUUGUCGAAUUUAGGUAUUUUUUUAUGCCAAGAAUUGAGUAACGCUAGUAAACAUCCCUGUAUUAAAGAAGCAAUCAUCACAUUAUUACAUGCCUUACAAUUUAAGAAUGAGAAAAUUUCCCAAGUAGCUUGUGAUAAUGUUCUACUACUCUGUGACUAUAUACCAAACUUGUUGAAACAUUAUCCUGACAUUCCAUCAAAAGUCCUCGAGGUGUUAUCUGCAACACUGGCAAGUAUGUUACCAAUUGGUGACAGAAAUAAACGUUUAUUAACAUCUCUAGUAUUUUGUUUGGCGGAAUGGACAAUGUGUAUGCCUGUACCACUUUUGUUAGAGCUACGGUCUAAGCAGAGCUUAUCAAUGACUGUAUUCAUGGUUAUUGAUGCUUUGAGCAGAACAUGUAAUGAUAAAACAAUUGAACGUUUAAAAAAAGCAACAGAAGUAAAUUUAGAAUAUUCAAAUGAAUUCACAUUUGAUAUAACACUAGACAAUUUAAAGUCUAGUGAGUCAAAAAACAAUAAUAAAUUUGGUGAUCAUAUUAUGACACCUACACAUUUAAAUAGUACCCGACACUCGCUUCAAAUUGCUACUAGAAUGAUAAUUAACCAUUUGUUAAAUCAUUUGGGUCAAUUUCCAAUGCUAAUUGGGCCUGCAAGGUUAUGUUCCAUGGUAUCAGAACACGAUGACACUUUAAACUCUAUUUCUGAUCAAUUAACGAUUGACAUAUUUACUGUCCCCAGCAUACAGUUAUUUAUGUCUGUUACCAACAUGUUGGUCAUGUCUAUAAUUGAACUACCCGCAUUGGAAGUACCAGGCGGAGGAAUCACAGCUGGUCUGAGAACUGGUUUAAAUCAAGUGCGAGUUCUACAACGAGAUUUAGUUGGAAAAUCAUGCUGGGAUAUUUCACCACUGUAUUGUACUCCUAACUGUGAACAUGAAAAUGAUGAUAAUUUGUUUGUAACCAGCCCUAUCCAAAAAAAUAAUGAAGCUGAAGAAUCGAUUGUAGUAACAUAUAGUACAAACUGUCAAAUUCAACAUACCAUACGUCACCGAGCUCCCGAUGUUUUGCCAACUUUAGACAAUUCUGCAGACGAUCUUGAUAAUUUAGACGACUUACUCCAGUACAUUGGUUAUACGAGUUCUGAAUGCUUAGAAGACAUGGAAAUUUUGCUAAACAACCCUGCAGUCAAGUCUCCAAUGACUUCACAAUUAGAACAAGAUAUCAUGAGUACAAUUUUAGGACAACAGUUCAUGGACAACAGUUACACAGAAAAAUUGAAUGCUGUACAUUAUAAUCAUAUGGAGAAACGACCUCAAUGUAGUGUACAUAAGUCUCCGUUUCAAAAUGGCCGUGCUCUGUUUUCGGAAUUAGGUUUUACCAGCUGGGACCAACGGCGACAAAUUUACCAGCUUGAACGCAACGAAAAGGUCCUGAGAGAACUUCGCGUCCUUGACGCUCAGUGUUGUAGAGACACUCAUAAGAUCGCAAUCAUUUACGUGGCCGAAGGCCAAGAAGAUAAGGUAUCAAUCAUAUCAAACACUGGUGGUAGUCAGGCGUAUGAAGAUUUCAUUUCAGCACUAGCUUGGGAGGUGGAACUGGAAACUCACAAUGGUUUUAUGGGCGGACUGCAACGAAACAAAAAUGCCGGUACGACAACCCCGUAUUAUUCAACGUCGUUUAUCGAAGUCGUAUUUCACGUGGCCACUAGAAUGCCGACUACAACUACCCAAGAAGCAUACAUACAAAAAGCCAGACACUUGGGAAAUGAUGAAGUGCACAUUGUAUGGUCAGAACAUUCCAAAGAUUACAGACGUGGAAUUAUCCCAACAGAGUUCUGUGACGUUUUAAUUAUAAUAUACCCUCUACCAAACAAUUUGUUCAGGAUUCAAGUCUCUAGAAAACCAGAAGUACCAUAUUUCGGGCCACUUUACAACGAGGUCAUUGUUCAAAAAUCAAUAUUAGCUAAUGUUGUGCGUUGUACGGCAAUAAAUGCAUCGUGUGCCAAACGUAGCAUGAUACCUUUUUACCAACAAUACUACGAAGAGAGAUGGCGGUCGUUAGACAUGAUCAUGAAGAAUUACAAACACUCCAGCACCUUUGAAGAGUUUAUAUCGAACGUAUACUCGCCUGUCCAAACCACAUCGCCAUUCCAACAACAGCCUUACCUUAGGAGCAAUUCAGAAAAAUACAAGUCCGACGAUUACGUAUUGUCCGGUUCGUCUUCGUCCAAUUUGGCCGCGGCACUCAUAGACUCAUCUCACCAGAAUAGGAACUCUAAAGGGUUGUCAAUAGAUUGGUCUAAGAAGAACGGGUCUGAUGUAGAUGUGUUAAUAUCAGCUGGGAUAUCGCCUAGGCCCCACAAGAAAUUAACUUCACAUCAGAAUCUCAUGCGAUAG